Messenger RNA from Volvox carteri f. nagariensis, 180 nucleotides. RefSeq lists its product as uncharacterized. The annotation marks the transcript as partial. The transcript has a single exon. The record is from RefSeq and is a predicted model, not a curated record. NCBI's taxonomy places the organism in Eukaryota, Viridiplantae, Chlorophyta, Chlorophyceae, Chlamydomonadales, Volvocaceae.
CUUAUUAUCAUGCAAAUUGACUUUAGUAAGGCGUUCGACUCCGUUGACCAUGAGACACUUUGGGAUUUCCUAAUGUCGUAUGGGCUACACGGGCGCAUCCUCGAUUCUUUAAAGGCUAGCUAUGCUGACGUGAAGUUUCGGGUCAAGUUAGGAAAUAAGUUGGGACCUGAAUUCACGGUG